AUGGCCAGUAUGCCUCCUUGCCUGACCGUAUCACCGCAGUAUGCGCCACGAGAAGGACGGCCAUAUGUCAUUAAUAAUGAUGAAUUACAGGCUGCAAUUGAAGAAGAUUCCUCUCAAACUUGUCAGAUAUUAGAACAAAAGUUCUCCAAACAGUUGCAGAAAUUCUUGAAAGAGCUGGAAGAACAGGAUCAACCUCAGAUAGUUAAACUUGGUGAUGCAAGUAUUGCAGCACCUUUCACAUCUAAGACUUCAUCCAUCCAAUGCAUUUGUCAUGUUAUCAAGCAAGGACGCUGCACUCUAGUUACAACCCUCCAGAUGUUCAAAAUAUUGGCUCUUAAUGCACUUAUCCUUGCUUACAGUCAAAGUGUUCUGUAUUUAGAAGGAAUCAAAUUCAGUGAUGUUCAAGCAACAUUACAGGGAUUGUUAUUAGCUGGAUGUUUUCUAUUUAUUUCCAGGUCAAAGCCUCUUAAAGUUUUGUCCAAAGAAAGACCACUUCCAAAUAUAUUUAAUGUUUAUACCAUAUUAACAGUUUUAUUACAAUUUGCUGUUCACUUUUCCUGUCUUGUAUUUUUAGUGCAAGAAGCCUUAUCUAUGUCACCUGCAAGGACAGAGAAAUUUGUAGAUUUGGAAGCAGAGUUCAAGCCAUCAAUCUUAAAUAGUACAGUCUACAUAAUGUCAAUGGCUUUGCAGAUCUCUACAUUUGCCAUAAAUUAUAGGGGCCAUCCAUUCAUGGAAAGUUUAGUGGAAAAUCGACCACUUUUGUACAGUCUUAUUGGCUCGGGUUUAGCCAUUGUUACAUUGGUAAUAGGGUUAUUUCCAGAUUUUGCCAAUAAAUUUGAAAUAGUUGAAUUCCCUCCCGAUUUCCAGAGGAUCAUAUUACGGACUUUAGCCAUAGAUUUAUUUUUAUCCUUGAUUGUUGACAGGGUGUGCCUAUUCCUGUUUGGUAAAGGAAAAUUACGUGAACCUUGAUAUUCGUCAUCACAUAAGAAGAAAUAUAUAAACAUCUAUAUAUUUCUAAAUUUAUGCUGGGAACAGAGUUAUAAAUAUAUGUAUAUUGUUGGGAUUGUAAAUAGUUUCCAUUUCAUGGAGAAAUUUCGAGAUAUAUUGUCAGUGUUAUAGUUGUCUUUUGUUGUGUAUAUACAUUGAGUGUAUACUGUAUAUUGCAUCUGUGAUGCAAGGUAAAAAAAGAAAAGACCAAAGCACUGAUAGUUGAUGGAAUAUAUUAAGUUUAUAGCACUGAUAUUUUGCCGAUUUCUUUUGUAAAACAUUGCUUUUUUGACUUGUAUGACAGAAAGUAAUUUAAAUAAAAAAAAUUUUGUUUUAUA
Molecule: messenger RNA, 1325 nt
Organism: Centruroides sculpturatus (bark scorpion)
Lineage: Eukaryota; Metazoa; Arthropoda; Arachnida; Scorpiones; Buthidae
Product: manganese-transporting ATPase 13A1-like
Exons: 8
Coding region: 1-969 (322 amino acids)
Biological process (GO): intracellular calcium ion homeostasis
Cellular component (GO): endoplasmic reticulum membrane
Molecular function (GO): P-type ion transporter activity
Source: RefSeq, a predicted model, not a curated record